CAAACAAGGAAGAUGGGGUGAUUCGUUUGGGCAUUUGCUUUGACAGUUUCGAUCGAAAAGCUGAGGAGAUUUGUGGUGAGAUUCAUUUGGGCUUUACUCUGGGAGUCCCGAUCGGAAAGCUGAGGAGAUUUGCGGUGAGAUUCAUUUGGGCAUUGCUCUGGGAGUCCCGAUCGGCAAAUGGAAAAGAUGUGGGGCGAACUUAGCUGUCUGCAUUGGGGGUUACCAUAUUAACUAUGGACUGGGUCACCACUGAUCGGUUAAAAAUCUCUGGGCCAAUAACUGGUCCGGCAACUGAAGAUCGGCCUUAUUGAGCUAGUUUUUUCAACUUCUUCCUCUGGGUGCAAAUGAGAAGAAGGCUACCCCCGUCGUGGUUGUGGAUGAGCACUCCUCGUCCAAUCCCCUGGUCGUGGCGGCGACGACCCCCUCCAAGCCUUCCGCGGAACAUAUGGGUGAGGUGGCCUUGCCCCGGGAGAAUAUACAGUUCUCCCUCAUAAAGGGGACUGCCAUCGUGCACGGCACGGUGGACCCGAAGGAGUUCCUGAGGGGUGCCACCCCUUCGUUGGAUAAGGCAGCCCUCAGCCGGCUUGAGGAUGACACCCUUGACUCCAAGAUCCUCCGAGCUUCUCUCACUGCUUGCAUCGGCCUCGGCGAGCAGAUCUGUAGGGUGGAGGAAUUGCGUCUCCAGAAGGCGGAACAGGACGAGACCUUGAAGAGGCUUGUCAAAGAUAAUGCCGCCGCUGUGAGGGAUAUGGCUAGGCUGGAAGAGACCCUCCGGCAAACGGAGCAGAAGCUGGAGGCUGCCAGAGUAGAGGCCAGGGCCGAGGCUGAAAAGACUGCUGCCGAGGUUGCCAAGAAAGCUGCCGAGGAAGCCGAAGCGGCCAAGGAAGAGGCUGUCGCUAAGGCUCGGGAGUGUAACACCCCCAUUUUUCAUGCCCAAAAAUACAUUUAAAUAAUGAUUUAUUUAAAGGAAUUAUCAACUUUAAAUAAAUAAAUGUUUAUUUAAGGAUUUAUUUAAAGGAUUUAUUUAAAGGAAUUAUUUAAAACUAAUGUCAUAAUAAAAAAUGU
Cuscuta europaea is the source of this 1065-nucleotide messenger RNA. The record is from the annotation of a GenBank genome assembly. Lineage: Eukaryota; Viridiplantae; Streptophyta; Magnoliopsida; Solanales; Convolvulaceae.